Acipenser ruthenus (sterlet) is the source of this 6408-nucleotide messenger RNA. RefSeq names its product zinc finger protein 394-like. NCBI's taxonomy places the organism in Eukaryota, Metazoa, Chordata, Actinopteri, Acipenseriformes, Acipenseridae. Bases 664 to 1758 code for a protein of 364 amino acids. The transcript has 8 exons. Gene Ontology annotation, biological process: regulation of transcription by RNA polymerase II. The record is from RefSeq and is a predicted model, not a curated record. Gene Ontology annotation, molecular function: DNA-binding transcription factor activity, RNA polymerase II-specific; RNA polymerase II cis-regulatory region sequence-specific DNA binding.
AGAGAGGUUUGUUUUGUUUAUGUGUGGAGAGGUGGUUGCAGUCAGUGAUGAUUUUACAACACGCUGUCUCCUGCUGUUUAAAAUAUUUAGGCUGGGAUGAAAUGUUUUCUAAUAAUUAGUGAUUUUUGUGUUUGUUUAUUACCUGCACGGAGUUCCGUGUAAAGGAAAGCAUCCCUUUUCUGUGUUGAAUUUCACACACAGAGCGGAGCGCGUCAGUCGCAGCUACAGACAAGUCGAGCUUUUCAAUGAGAUGAUUUACUGAGAAACAAACGCGUUGAAGCUCCAGCAGAGCUCUGCGCGAUUCUGAAAGACCAAAGUAAAGUUACUCCUUGCAAAGACUGUUGUUUGUGUUCUUUCUUUAUCACACCAGAAGAAGUGAUGAAUAUAUUUGAAUGGGAAGGCUACAGUACAAAAUAAAUAUUAAUAAAUAAAAACCGCGGUGUUUCUGAUUGAAAAGAGGAUUCUGCUAGACCAGUCUGAAACUCAAACCAGUGAAGAUGGACGCGUCAGUGUGUCCGUGUCGCUCUUUCAAGACGAGCUCGCCUCUACCAUCGAGCACGCAGUGAAAGCGGCUCUACACACCGUCUUGUGCGCGAUUACUAAAGCUGUCGGCAGCAAAUUCACUGAAUUCAGAGUGGAAAUGGAAAAAAAAGGAGAAAGAGAAUGAAAGUGAAGCUGAGAUUGGAAAUAUCAGAGACCGAGCUGAAAGCUGUGCGAGCGUGUAUAAACGCUACAGAUGCAGACACUAAACAACCUUUAAUAUUUCAAGAUCCCAUAGAGAGCCACACUAUCCCUGAAUCUGAAGCACAGGAAGGGCUAAAGAUAGAAGCAGUUUACACACAAGAGGAGUCCUUUGAGCAGGAGUGCUGUGCAAGUCUAAUGCAGGUUAUAGAGCUGGCAUGUGUUAAAGAUGAAGAGGUCCCUGAACAGGAAUGUGUUCCUAUUAAAGAGAAAUUCAUAGAGCAGGAAUGUGUCCCCAUCGCAGAGGAACUUCCUCAUGAAAAUCAUGUCUGUACACUUCAGGAGAACAAGAAGCUGGGAUCCAACCUGUGUGAUGACUCUCCAUCUGAAUGUGAACUGGGAUUCAGAGCUUCUAAAGUAGAUGAAGGAGAACACGACUCCACUCUAUCACCCCAGUGCAAAAACUCUUCUAGAGGCAAACCACAGUGCAAGAAACACAGAGAAACGACACCCCAAGAAGAAAAUGUGAAGACAUUGAGAACUCACUCAGUUACAAUCCCUUCUUUACAAGACAGACACCCACUUACUGUGGAGAGUACAGAGAUGGCACAUUCUGUAUGUUAUAAUAAUAUUGAAUCCCAGGGCAACUUGAAGACCUUGCCUCAUUCUAUUGAAGGUGGGAAGAGUUCCUGUCAAUUAGACGCUCCUGAAACUCACAAGGGAAAUCCCACAGGAGGGACUACGUUUUCUUGGGCUGAUUGUGGGAAGAGUUUCAAUCAUAUAUCACUGCUUAAAAGACACCAGCGCGUUCACACAGGAGAGAAACCUUCCCACAUACAGACCAGUGAUAAGAGUUUCACACAGUUAGGAAAUCUUCAUUCACACCAGCACAUUCACAUAAGAGAGAAACCUUAUCACUGUUCUGUUUGUGGGAGGAGAUUCAGUGACUUAGGAUCCCUUAAAAGGCACCAGCGCAUUAACACAGGAGAGAAACCUUAUCAUUGUGCUGUUUGUGGGAAGAGAUUCAACCAGUUAGGACAUCUUAAAAGACACCAUAACAUUCACAUAGGUGUGUAAUCCUAUCCCUGCACUUAGUGUGAAGAAGUGAAGUCAGUUGCAGACUUACAGGACUAGAGAACAUUCUCAGAAAUGCAGACACUUGGGGACAACUAAACAACAGGAGUGCAUUUGACUAAACACAGAAAUAUUAACUGAAAACAGAAGUGGCUUGAUAAAUCUGGUCACCCUUAAUCACAAUUUGUUCAGAUCAAAAACUCACCAAAAUCUGUGUUCAUCAUGUUGUUGAGCAUUCUGAUUGUGUUACAUCACAUUAGUAAUAUAUUAAAUAGAUUGUUAUUAUGAGUGCAAGUUUCUCUUUUUCCUCCUGCACUGCUCAGCCUCUUGCAGUGUGUUGUGUGGAAUCUUCCCUGAUACCAUGGUGAAUCUGCGGUACCUCAAGACGCAGCACAGUAUACCACAGUUAUCAUGCGGGCAGCUUGAAGUGGAAAAUCAACACUGUUUCCAGCAGGGUGCGCCAGAGAGCUUUUAGCACGUUAAUGGGCUGCAUACCAUUGCUUCUUAACAAGGUGAUUUCUGCUCCUGAUGUGUUGAAUACUCCCCUCUCUCUCUAGUACUGGUCACUCUGCUGUGCUUGAAAGAGUGACUACAGUUAACUUCAACUUUUUAAAACCUUUAGUAUCCUCUAGUCUUUUUUUUUGUUCCAGACUGAAUUGAUUUAGUUCCCUCAACUGUUCUCUCAACAUAUUUAGGGUUGGUUGAGUGUACAAGGAAAACAACUGACUCUGGAGAGGAGUUACCAAUCAAUGCCAGCACACUGGAGAUCCAGAAUUCAGAACACAGAACCAGGGAGGACAUUCGGCCCAUCAGUGCAGCAGCUGAUUGAUCUCAAACCUGUUAAGUCGGGUCUUAAAGGAUACCAGCCCUAACAACAUGACUUGGUAACCCAUUCCAUCCCCUCACCACACUCUGUGAGAAGGUGUCUCCUACCCUCUGUCCUAUGGCUAUCCACACUUAAUUUCCAACAGUGCCCUCUGACCCUGGUGUCAGUGCUAUGCUUGAGGUAUUAGUUUGCGUUAACUUUGUCAACACCUUUCAAGUUUUUAAAGACUUCAGUCAAGUCCGCCUAAUUGUUCUGUGUUCAAGCUAAACAAAUUCAGUACCCUCUUCACAGCUUGUUCCUUUAAGCCCCGGGAUUAGUCUUCACCUUUAUGAUUGCUUCCCCGUUGCUGGUAGAAAUAAGUCUAUCACAACACCAAGGUCUUUCUCUCACACACACUGUGUAUUUCAAUCCUACUUUUUUCCUACUAAAAAGAGACUUGGUAAUACAUUUGUGAAAUGUUUCAAUAAGAAACAUGCACUCCACACCGUACAGCAGCUGACUGAUUUGCUAAUGAAAAGAAGCAGCUCAACCACAACACCUGGUAUAAUGAACAUGUUUGUGAGCCAGGUGUUUGCAGUGCUGUACUGUAGAUAUGAAAUUCCAGAGAAUGCUUCAUUUUGCAUGACUGAUAACUAAUCAAUCUAUUGCCUUAAAUACUGUAUAUGGGGCCACCUGUCUGCACCUGCUGACCCCAGCACUGAUCCUGCACUGUGUUAAGAGAACAAUGGAGAUCAGUGACACUGUGUCAAUAGAUUUGGAUCAUAGGGUAUAGAGGAAAUAGUUUUCAGGUGAAGUAUGGAAAUUUGGAAGAGGAGGGCAUCACACAGUAUCACAGUGUAGAGAAAGAAAGGGUCCUUGAUGAGGGUUUAGUGGUGAAGGAGUGCAUUUGCCUGGGAGAGGGUAUAAAACAGAGCAGGGUGGAGGGACCAGAGCAGCUGAAGAGUGGAAAAGCAGCAUCAGCACCUUGUCAAGAUGAAAGCCUGGACUACAAGAGCCAUUCUCCUCUCGGUCCUGACAGCAUUGCUUCUGUCAGGGGCUGAUCUCAGCAACACUUUGGAAGACUCAGAGGAACAGGAAGGAGCACUGGAGAACAAGAGAGCGCUGGAGGCAGAGGAUUCAGGCAACAGUGAUGCUGAGCUGGACAGUGAUGGACUCAAAGGAGAGCGGGAGUUGGGAGACAAUAUGAUGGAGAAAAGAGCUGACAUGGAUUCUGAAGUGGUCCUGACACAGUCCAUGGUAGUGAAGAAGGAUGCCCUGUCCAAAAGAUACUACAGAAGUAAGUGUGUGUCUCUCUGGAGCUGGCUCCUGGUUUGGGUGAACUGCAUGGAUUGUAGACUGAAGGUCAAUUGAUUGAAGACAUUGAGAAACACUUCAGUAUUACAACAUAUUCUACCAUGGAGUGGUUUCAUAGUUCUGGACAGACUGGAGGAAACACUUUGAAAUGAGCCCCUUGGUGUCUUCAUUAAGCUUGUAACAGCUAUCAGAAUCAACUGAUAUUCUCAGAGGAACAGAAAACAUUCCAGUAAAUGGAACACAAACAUGAAUAUAAAGUGAACUAUUAAAUCCAAUAACCACUGUUUCUGUUUUUCUUUUUCUUUCGAACAGCUUACUGUUGUAAGUAUUUUAUUUUAUUAUGGAACAUUAAUAUAUAGAAAUGAAUUGUAUAUAUAUUUUAAAUUGUAUUUAAUGGUGUGUGUUUAUUUCAUUUUCAGAUUAUAGCAUCUGUGCUCGUGGUAAGUGUGAAUCAGAUAUUUUAAUAAAAAUGUGACUGUACAGUACAAUACAAUACACAUGUACUGUGCGCAUCACAAGAAAUGAAUACAUGUUAACAAUGGGGCCUCCUACAGCUGAUGUUGAGAAUAUGGAAUGGGGUAUUAUUGUAUAAUAGUGUGAAUGAGCUGCUCUUAAUAAGAAUGCCAUCUUCAUUUAAUACAUACUCACAUAGUGAGGUGUUCUGUAUCCUGUGGGAGGGGAUAUAAAGAAGGAGCCCUGGCUUUGGAUUUUGUCAAUAAUAGAAAUGUACAAAUAGAGAGACACUCCUUUGAAAUAUAUAGCUCUCUAAUACACUACUGAGGCCCUAUUCUUGUAUAAAGCAGCCACUGCAGUGACUUCAAAUGGACUGAACUCAAUAUGUCACUUUUAUCUUUCACAGUAAGGUACAGAUGCUACUAUGGUAAGUAAAUGGAUUCUACUUUAUUUGAUGCAGCAAUCAGUGGGAUUUAUUUAUGAUUUUCAAUCAGGGCAUGAAUUGUUUAUCAGUGUAGCUUUGCUGAGAGGCUUCAGUGACACAGUGGCUAGAGUGCAGAGGUGCAGUGUGGAAGGUAGUGGGUUUGAGCAGUUCAAUGACUAGAGUGCAGAGGUGCAGUGUGGAAGGUAGUGGGUUUGAGCAGUUCAAUGACUAGAGUGCAGAGCUGCAGUGUGGAAGGUAGUGGGUAUGAGCAGUUCAAUGACUAGAGUGCAGAGCUGCAGUGUGGAAGGUAGUGGGUUUGAGCAGUUCAAUGACUAGAGUGCUGGGCUGCAGUGUGGUUUAGUUGUUUUGACUAGCUCAGUGGUUAGUGCUGGGCUGUAGUAUAGGAGUUAAUGGGUUUGAUAGCUCAGUGUUUAGAGAAAGUGGUGCCCUGCAGAGUGGAAGGCAAUGUGCAUGCUUGUGGAUCUGAGUAUUACUUUUUUAUUCAUUGGUCUUUUAGCAGUCGCUUUUCUCCAAAGUGCCUUCGAGACUAGGGGGUGUACUAUGCAUCAACAACUGCUGCUGCAGUCACUUACAAUAGGACUCCAGUUUUACGUUUUGACUUGCUCAGGGUCACACACAGUGAGUGAGUGGCUGAGCCGGGAUGUGAACCUCCUGGUAUCAAGCCCUUUUCUUUAACCACUGGGCCACUGUCCCUGAGUAGCUCAGGGGGUUGAGUUCUGGGCUACAGUGUGGAAGGCAGUGGGUUUAAGAAGCUCUGUGUUAAAAAUAGACUGUUCCUAAUUUUCUUUUCUUUUUUUGUGUAGCUCAUCACUAUCACUACUAUUUCUACUACCGUCAUGGGUACCGCUGCGCUCGCCACUGGCGUACCUACCGCUGCAGGCGAUGCCAGCACUACUGAGAAGCAGCAGCGCCCAGGGAUCACAGUGCUGGAGUUUACCUGACAGCAGACCUGCAAGCAAAGCUUAAACACACCAGCAACCUUCUUUUGUAGCAUUGCUGUAACCUUUCUGUUCUGGUCCCUCUCCCCACACACAGCUACAGCACCCAUACUUAUUUCUAUCAGGCCAUUCCCAGUUUGUUUAAAACAGCUGCUCCCUGUUGUGCAUUUGGUCAAUCUCUUCAAGGAUAUAUAAUAGAGAAAACAUUGCUUUUCUAUUGGGUGAUUCCCUACCUCUCAUGAAGCAGGUCUUUACAUUGUAUGGAAAGGUGUCCUUAUUUAACAUGUAGUCUCAGAUUCUCAGUGAGAUCACAUGCUCACACAUGUUUGAAUAGAAACACAGCUGCACAUGGGCACAUAUACAAAGCGUUACUUGGAGAGCGUGCUUGAUUGAUUUGCUCCAGCUCAUAAUCACUGCACCGAGUCAGGUUUGACCAGUAGACUCAUUUCUUCUCCCAGCUCCUCACAGCCACCCUGUGAUGUCACAAGUGUCCCGUGACAGGCCUUGUUCACAGACUGACAAAAACAUUGUGUUUAUAUAGAGAUUUUCUUCAUCUCUCACUUAUUUUAAAAUCUCUUUAUUUGCAUUCAUGACAACAAAUGAUCAAACUGUUGACCAGUAUAAAUGCUGUCCUGCCAAAACUACAGUAUCUGCUGUUACAUGAAACUGGGUAAAAGCCUCUCUCUUUCUGUAAAGCU